GCAACCUCUUCCUUCUCAUUGCACACUAAAGUCUUCGUUAUAGUUAUUCCUAAAUCCUAAUCCACAACAACUCCUAUAAUGCUCUCUUUAAUCGGAUCAUUAAACGCAAAUCAAAACCCUUUCUAAACCCUGCACUCUCACCUCACUGUAAUCACAUUCUCUUCUUCCUCUGAAUUCGGAGAGCAGAGGCAGCCAUGGCGAGGUGCUCCAAGAUGAAACCUUUACCCCCUUUCUUCUUUCUGUUUUACUUCCUGGUGGUGGUUCAGUUUCUGAGCGCAAGGAGCUUCUUUUCCAUGGCUUCCAAUGUCACUUACAACCGCCGUGCACUUCUCAUUGAAGGCAAGCCCAGAGUCCUCAUUUCCGGCUCCAUUCAUUAUCCUCGCAGCACACCCGAGAUGUGGCCGGACCUCAUCCGAAAGUCUAAGGAUGGCGGGCUUGAUGUUGUGGAGACCUAUGUCUUUUGGAACCUCCAUGAGCCCGUGCGCAACCAGUACGACUUUGGAGGUAGGAAGGAUUUGGUUAGGUUUGUGAAGACGGUAGCAGAGGCUGGACUGUAUGUCCACCUACGGAUCGGACCAUAUGUUUGUGCAGAGUGGAACUAUGGAGGAUUUCCGGUUUGGUUGCAUUUCAUACCAGGGAUCAAGUUCAGAACUGAUAAUGGGCCCUUCAAGGCAGAGAUGCAGAGAUUCACAGCGAAGAUUGUAAAUAUGAUGCAGCAGGAGAAUCUCUACGCGUCCCAAGGGGGUCCCAUUAUCUUAUCUCAGAUAGAGAAUGAAUAUGGUAAUGUUCAGUCAUCCUAUGGUUCAGCAUCAGCGAAAUCUUACAUUAGCUGGGCGGCUUCCAUGGCCACCUCUCUUGAUACAGGUGUGCCAUGGGUGAUGUGCCAGCAGGACGAUGCCCCAGACCCCAUUAUAAAUACUUGCAAUGGAUUUUACUGUGAUCAAUUUACACCAAAUUCUGCCAAUAAGCCAAAGAUGUGGACAGAAAAUUGGAGUGGAUGGUAUCUUCAAUUUGGUGGUCGAACACCGUAUAGACCUGUGGAAGACCUUGCAUUUGCCGUUGCACGGUUUUUCCAGCGUGGUGGCACUUUCCAGAAUUAUUACAUGUAUCAUGGAGGAACCAACUUUGGUCACACUUCAGGGGGUCCUUUCAUCACCACGAGUUAUGAUUAUGAUGCUCCUAUCGAUGAAUAUGGUAUAAUUAGGCAGCCUAAAUGGGGCCACUUAACAGACUUGCAUAAAGCCAUAAAGCUUUGUGAAGAAGCAUUACUGUCGGCUGACCCAACGAGUCCCUCUCUUGGUCCAAAUUUGGAGGCACAUGUGUAUAAAACAAAUUCCGGGAAAUGUGCAGCUUUUCUUGCUAAUAUUGGCACUCAGUCCACCGCAUCUGUUACUUUUAAUGGCAAGACUUACCAAUUACCUCCAUGGUCUGUUAGCAUCCUUCCUGAUUGCCAAAAUGUGGUCUUCAAUACUGCCCAGAUCAACUCUCAAUCUACUACUGUGGAAGCUUUAUAUCUGAACUCUGCACCUCAAUCCUCAGAUAAACCAGCUGCUUCCUCUAUUUCUUCACCAUCAGAUUGGACUUUCGUUAAUGAACCCAUCGGUAUAUCGAAAGACAAUGCCUUCAAGAAAAAUGGGUUACUGGAACAGAUAAGCACCACUAGUGACAGUACUGAUUAUCUCUGGUAUUCAAUAAGUAUUGAUGUAAAUGGAAGUGAGUCAUUUCUUAAUGGCCCUUUGCAAUCAAAUCUCCAUAUAGAAUCACUUGGCCAUGUUCUCCAUGUUUUUGUUAAUGGUAUUCAUUCAGGAAGCGCGCAGGGGACGAAAAUCUCCUUUGAUAAUCCCAUUGUUUUUUCUCCGGGAAGCAAUAAAAUUGAUCUUUUGAGUGCAACAGUUGGUUUGCAGAAUUAUGGUGCAUUUUUUGACCUCACUGGUGCUGGAAUUACUGGUCCUGUACAGCUGAGGGGCCAAAAAGGAACAUUGGAUUUAUCUUCUGAAGAGUGGACAUACCAGGUUGGUCUUAAAGGCGAGUCGUCCGGCUUAUAUAGCAGUUCUCUAAAUUCAUCAGAUUGGGUCUCACUUCCUAAUAUUCCAAAAAAUCAGCCAUUAAUCUGGUACAAGGCGAGCUUUGCCGCUCCCGAUGGCAACGAUCCCAUCAUAAUAGACUUCACGGGGAUGGGAAAGGGGGAGGUGUGGAUCAACGGGCAGAGUAUCGGCCGGUAUUGGCCGACUAAUUUCGCUUCACAAAAUGGAUGCAAUUCAUGCAGUUACAAAGGAUCUUAUAACUCUGAUAAGUGCCUGAAAAACUGUGGGAAGCCUUCUCAACAACUGUAUCAUUUGCCUCGCUCCAUGGUUCAGUCUGGAAGCAACACAAUGGUUCUUUUUGAAGAGAUUGGUGGAAAUCCAGAGCAAAUAUCAUUCGCCAUUAAGCAGGUUAAAAGCAUAUGUGGGUAUGUUUCAGAAUCUCACCCUGCUCCAUUGGUGGAGUCUGAGCUGCCCUUUCAGAAGACCACCAUGAAUUCCACACCUCUCCUCAAGCUGGAGUGCCCGUAUCCUAAUCAGCUCAUCUCGUCCAUAAACUUUGCGAGCUUCGGGACUCCUUCUGGCGAGUGUGGCGGCUUUAGUCAUGGUCAGUGCAGCAGCGAUCGAGCCCUCGAUGUUGUUAAAAAGGAAUGCUUGGGGUUGAAGAGUUGCAGCAUCAGUGUCUCCCCCAACGUGUUUGGGGACCCAUGUGAGAAGGUCAUUAAGAGCUUGGCUGUGGAAGCUGCCUGCUCAUGAUAAAGAGAUGUUAAUGGCCGCCAUUGUUGGCUUCUGUGUAUUUCUCAAACGAGAAAUGGAGCAGAAGAAAGAAGAUAAAAGAAGAAGUGUACAAUAAAUAAUACGUAAUAAAGAUGAAGGACCUUCAGGAGGAAUUGGGCUUGAAGGUCUGGUUUGCUAACCUUUGCUCAGCCAUUAGUUUUCUUGUUUUGGUUUUGGUUGGGGCUGUGAAUUUUGCUCGGAGAUCGGUAAUUGCUAGAAAAAAUGAUUCGAUUGGAUCGAAAUGAACAAGCUGAGCUAUGGACCGAAACUUUGGAUUGAUUUUU
Messenger RNA from Phalaenopsis equestris, 3082 nucleotides. RefSeq names its product beta-galactosidase 6. Gene Ontology annotation, biological process: carbohydrate metabolic process. Gene Ontology annotation, cellular component: cell wall; vacuole. Gene Ontology annotation, molecular function: beta-galactosidase activity; carbohydrate binding. The coding region runs from base 195 to 2777 and encodes 860 amino acids. Lineage: Eukaryota; Viridiplantae; Streptophyta; Magnoliopsida; Asparagales; Orchidaceae. The record is from RefSeq and is a predicted model, not a curated record. The transcript is spliced from 19 exons.